GUUUAAGCAAAGGCGUUUGUGGUUCUUUGAAUUGAAGAAAGGGUUUUUGCAUUUUCUUUUUCUUUACUUGAAUUUGAUUUGAUUAUCUUUUGUGGUGGUGAGAGAAAAAUUAAAAUCCUAUGGGUAGCGUUUGAAACAAGUAAAAUUUUUCCUUCACUUUCUUGGGGAAAAACAUGGGUUAGAGGAAAGAUUUUGGUUGAGUGUGUAAAGAAUUCUGAUUCCUUCUUUUUGCGUUUUGUGAUUACUUUGUCUCCGAUCUCGCAUUUUCUGGAGAUUUCGUUCGAAAUUGUUGAACUUUUCUCUUUACUGUUUUGGAAACUGAAGAUUCAGAAAAAGAUCGCUAAGUUUCAUCGAUUUCCUUCACGCGCGUGGCGAUCACAUCAUCGUGUUAUGCAUCCAAAGUAAUGGUGUCACAUAAAGUCUUAGAAUUUGGAGACGAUGGCUACAAAUUGCCUGCAAAGGCACGAGCUUCAAGAUCAGUCCGGAAAAGACGCAUAUACGAGAAGAAAAUGUCAGGAGAGGAGAAAAUGUGCGCCAUUGACUUAUUGGCCACCGUAGCUGGAAGCUUGCUGCUCGAGAGCAAAGAAAGCUCGGCAAAUUCUGGUGAAGAUAUCUGUGUAGUUGUACAAAACACUGUAAAGAAGGAGAUCCCGGCUGAAGAAAACCCUGUGAAUCGUAGUAAUCACUUGUUGGUAGGUGACAAAGUAGAGAAUGAGGUGAAGGGUUUUAGUGAUUCUUGUGAAGUUGAAAACUUUACUCAGGAACUUAAUCCGGGUGUGAAUGGUGACGUGAAGCCUGAUGUUGUAGUUAGUAUAGGUAGUAACAGUAGUACCGAGUUGGGAGGAGCAUGUGGGAUCAUCGAUGGUCCCCAUGGCUCUCAAGAUGAUGUACAUUUGUUUAGUAGAGAUAAUGAUGAUGAUGAAAACUUCUCUGGGUAUAUUCGCCCUCGUAUGAAUAGGACUGUUCCUCGUAUUGGAGACAGAAGAAUCAGGAAGAUAUUGGCAUCUAGACAUUGGAAAGGAGGUUCCAGGAACAACAACGCAGAUGCAAAGCCGUGGUAUUGCUCUAAGAGGAGUUAUUACUUGCAACAUCAUCAGAGGAAUUAUCCCAUCAAGAAAAGGAAAUACUUUGACAGCAUUUCCGAUUCGAAUUCUGAUGAUUACCAUUUGAAAGCAAAGACACAUAAAGGAAGCAGAACAGUAUCUUCCAUGAAAAGUCGAAAUGCGUCCUUUGUGUCAAGAGACCAUCAUGUGAGGCUGCGGAUCAAAUCCUUUAGGGUGCCUGAGCUUUUCAUAGAAAUUCCAGAGACUGCUACUGUUGGCUCCUUGAAGCGGAUGGUGAUGGAAGCAGUGACCACCAUACUCGGUGAUGGACUCCGAGUGGGGCUGAUGGUUCAAGGGAAGAAAGUCAGAGACGAUAGCAAAACCCUUCUCCAGACUGGUAUCUCUGAGGAGAACACUCACUUGGACUCUCUUGGUUUCAGCCUUGAGCCCAGCUUAGAAACUACCUCUCAACCUUUGUUAUCCAGUUACCUCUCAGAGCAUGCCUUUGAUGAUUUGACGUUAUGCCCCGGCAAUGUAUUGGACUCUAAUCAUAACUCAGCACCAUCACCAGCAGAUGAUUCUAGAGCUUUGGUUCCCAUUGCGUCAGCAGCAUUGUUGGCACCUCAGGCUCCUAACCGUAAGUUUAAAAGGACUGAGCAGCAGCAUGCUGCACAUCGCAGAAUUCGUCGACCUUUCUCAGUUACUGAAGUAGAAGCACUUGUCCUAGCCGUUGAGAAACUCGGAACCGGAAGGUGGAGAGACGUUAAGGUUCGUGCUUUUGAGGAUGCAGACCACCGUACCUAUGUUGAUCUCAAGGAUAAAUGGAAGACGCUGGUCCACACAGCGAGGAUAUCGCCACAGCAGAGGAGAGGAGAGCCUGUGCCGCAGGUUCUAUUGGACCGUGUUCUCAAGGCACACGCUUACUGGUCACAACACCAAAUGUAUCAACUCCAGACCGAGCCACCACGCUUUCAGGCAGAGGCUCUAAUCUAAAGAGGUCCUUAUUUUAAAGAACCUUUGUGCAUUAUGAUAAUGAUCCAUAUUGUAUGAUUCUGACAAAGUUGAAUGAAGAUCUGGUCUCAGUUCUUCUUGUGUUUUUCUUUUUCUUUCAAGUGUAAAGUUUUUAUGAUUGAAAUAAGGUGUUUUUUUUUUUCUAACAAUGUAAGGGAUAGUAAAUGAGUUGUUGUAAAUCUUUUGUGUCA
Eutrema salsugineum is the source of this 2245-nucleotide messenger RNA. RefSeq names its product telomere repeat-binding protein 2. The coding region runs from base 405 to 2036 and encodes 543 amino acids. Lineage: Eukaryota; Viridiplantae; Streptophyta; Magnoliopsida; Brassicales; Brassicaceae. The record is from RefSeq and is a predicted model, not a curated record. The transcript is spliced from 10 exons. Gene Ontology annotation, molecular function: protein binding.